AUGCAGCUCGAUUGGAUCUGGCAGCAAAUAUAUAGUGUCAAGGCAGCACUGAAUGAUUUUGGUAAAGAUGAUCAUCCUACUGCCAUAUUAAACGCAAUUGUCUCACCAAUAAUGGAAGACCCGAAUUCGAUCGCAUGGUUGUUUGCUGUAACGAGUGAAGGUACAGUAGUAGGCAAACGAUCUUGGGAGGCGAUUCGGAUGAACAAGUCGGGAUACGAGUUGUGCAUGCCGAUAGAGAGACAGGCCGAAUCAGAUCUUCGCAGUCGAGAAACAACAGUUUCGUUAGAUGAUGAAGAGGACAAUCCUCAAGACGGCACCUCAUCCCCAGGACUCCAUUUGACUUUCGACUCUGAACUAAAAGGAGGCAAUGGACUUAUGUUUGGUAACGACCCGAACAGCUGCGAUAUCGUUCUGCCAAAACUGAAGCAUAUCAAUGAUCGUCAUUGCUCCCUCACAUUUGACAACCAGCGACGAUUGAUCUUGCGAGAUUUUUCAAGAACUGGAACCGUGGUCACAUACGAUGGGAAAGGAGGAGAGCUACGCCGCCAUUUCACGUGGAUUCUUGGUGGCGCCGGAGCCCCCAAGGGCAUCAAAGAUAUCGGCAUUAAGAUUCAGGGUAUUAGUUUCCGGAUCAAAGUCUCGCGCCACGAUGAGUCUCCACAACCGUGCAAUACCAACGUUGAUCGAUUCCUCCAGAAGUCAGACGAACUCCUUUUAGGUGGACUCGGAAUUCAGAGCCCGACUGCACCUCCUAGCCAAGGCCCCAUCCGCCUCAAACAAGAAACGCUGGGCAUGGGAACCUUCGCGGUUGUGAGGCGUUUCUGGGAUGUCAGCACCGGGGCUGAGUAUGCGUAUAAGGAGCCUUGUGACAAAAGGGAAUUCAACUGGGACUUGUGGGAGAAGGAAGCUGAUAUUAUGCGCCAAAUCUCGCAUGACCAUGUAGUUAAGCUUAUGGAAUGGGUAUUCACUCCGUCACCACAAUUGGUUCUCGAAUAUAUUCCAUUCGGGAGUCUAGAGGGCAUGGAACUAUCGCUUGAUGAGAGCACGGCAGUUCUUUCUCAAGGGCUUUCGGCCUUGGUGGACCUUCACGGACGCCAAGUCCCAAUUGUGCACCGAGAUAUCAAGCCGGGCAAUAUCCUUCUCCAAUCCUUAGACCCGUUCCAUAUCAAACUUACCGACUUUGGUGUUUCCAAAGCUAGCGGUGACUUGUCAACAUUCUGCGGGACGCGAUGCUAUCUUGCGCCAGAAGUUUACAAUAAAACGAGGUAUACGUCGGCGGUGGACAUCUGGUCUCUUGGCGUGGUUGCCUUUGAGUGCGCCUAUGGUCUUCCGAAUAACCGUACGGGUAGAUACCAAGAAAGAGACUGGUGUGAACUGAUUGUUGACCAAGCCAACGAUUGGGAGAAUGGGGGCCUGAUUGACCUCUUAUCAACGGCUAUGUUAAUUAUGGACCCGAAAUUGCGAGGUUCGGCCCCAGAUUGCUAUAGAGAAGCGUCGCGGCUCACUAUCGCAUCCUAUGACCGUUGUCUAACUCCAACACCAACCUCCUAUGCCGAAGAAUCCAAAAUAGUGGCCCAUUAUCCGGUUGAAGGACAAGAAAUCGGGCGUGGAAACGUACAGACUUUAUCAAAUACACAAAACUCCUUUCACGAUGGGGAUUCAACACAUUCUUCCCACCCCUCUGACGACCGAUAUCAGAGAUCGGAUGCCCUGUCUCCCUCUUCUAAAUCACCAACCAUCACAGCCAAUUCCAGCAAUGAUGCGCACCCUGUGGAAUCUGCGACGGGGAUAGACUUGUUUGGUGGGGGCUGGCUGCAAGAUCCCAACUGUGUCGGAUCAUCUGUCGCUUCAAUGGGACGAGAAUCCACAGAAUGGAGUAAUUGGACUACGGAUACUUCUGGCGGAGAUAUCCCACGAAGUAUACCGGAACCUGUGGAGCAUGAGCAGUAUGAGGAUGGCGAUCCCCACCCUGCCGUGGGCGAUAGCAUCUUACCACAAGACGCAUAUUUCAUUAACGACGGGGUCCAAGGUCAGGGGCAACUGGAACAUGUCGUCGAAGGCGCUGGGACCAGCAGCGAGUAUUCGGCUGCAGAGCCCCUGUACACAAUACAUCAGGGAGAGGGCCCUUGA
This is a messenger RNA of Venustampulla echinocandica, 2130 nucleotides long. RefSeq lists its product as uncharacterized. Gene Ontology annotation, molecular function: protein binding; ATP binding; protein serine/threonine kinase activity. Gene Ontology annotation, biological process: protein phosphorylation. The coding region runs from base 1 to 2130 and encodes 709 amino acids. Gene Ontology annotation, cellular component: cytoplasm. NCBI's taxonomy places the organism in Eukaryota, Fungi, Ascomycota, Leotiomycetes, Helotiales, Pleuroascaceae. The transcript is spliced from 4 exons. The record is from RefSeq and is a predicted model, not a curated record.